UGUGAAAAAGCGUUUGUAGAGCCACCAAAACUCAAAAAAAGAAAAAAUCGCAUAAAGCAAUUGCUUAACCGGGGGCAUGACAGAACCUGCACAGUAGGUGGCACUAUAGGAAAGGUCGGUGGUCGGUCGCCCUUGAAAAUACGAGAAACCGCAAAAGCUGCCAUUUUCGAACGCAAAUCGAUUAGAAAUUAGAAAAUAGAGAUGGCGAAGCAAGAAAGCAUAGAGCCGUGCAAGAAAGAAGCUUGCUACAUUCAAGCAUGUCUCUCCAAGAACAACUUCCUCCCUCAAAAGUGCAUUACAGUCAUUGAAUUGCUGCAGUCUUGCUGCGAGAAACACAAUUACAAUUCGACUCACUGUGCUUCGCUCUCUGGUCUUUUGAAGCAAAAGCCAAAGUAGAAAGUGUUGUCAAUUUUGCACUUAAUGACUAAAUGUAGCUCUACCUCUAUCAUACUCCAGGCAAAAUACCACAGCAGCCAAAUGCUUGAUGUGAUUACGACUUGCCAUAAGCUUCUCUUGUUACUAGAAGCUUAUGGCACAUUAAGUGCAAUAGAAGGUGGGGGAGGGAAAACAAAAAUAGUGUAAAGGAUGCUAGAAAAGUUUUCUGUUGAUGUCUUGAUUGAUACACUUGUGUGCGUAAGGUUUUAUUUUCAUACAUGUGAAUCGAUCUAGAGCUGGAUUCUUUUUCACGUAAAUAAAAGAAGGCAAUAUGUCUUUUUUUAUAUUA
Molecule: messenger RNA, 724 nt
Organism: Prunus mume (Japanese apricot)
Lineage: Eukaryota; Viridiplantae; Streptophyta; Magnoliopsida; Rosales; Rosaceae
Product: Cox19 family protein (CHCH motif)
Source: RefSeq, a predicted model, not a curated record